This is a messenger RNA of Choloepus didactylus (southern two-toed sloth), 4513 nucleotides long. It is a transcript of the gene RNF20, whose product is annotated as ring finger protein 20. Gene Ontology annotation, cellular component: nucleus; HULC complex. The transcript has 23 exons. The coding region runs from base 541 to 3582 and encodes 1013 amino acids. Lineage: Eukaryota; Metazoa; Chordata; Mammalia; Pilosa; Megalonychidae. Gene Ontology annotation, molecular function: ubiquitin protein ligase activity; metal ion binding. The record is from RefSeq and is a predicted model, not a curated record.
CCUAACUGUCCUUCUGCGGAAAAGGGAACGGGCCGAAAGACCAGAGCCCGGGAUGCAGCAUCUGCCGCUGACCUUGGGCGGUCCCCAUCGCGCUCGGGCCUCAGUUUCCCCACCCGGAGAGGGACGCCUCCCUCGGCCGGGCCGGCCUCCCCCGACUCCCGGGCUGCGAGGACGCCCGCAGAAUCCCAACACCCGAAAUUGGAACUCAAGAAGAAAAGCAACCUCUUCUCUCUCCAGUUCAUCCAGCACGAAGCAACAUGACCACCCCUUCCUGCUUUAGCUACACUCCACAUGUCGGAUGUUCUCCUUGAUCCCAGGACAACGUACCCAGAUGAAAAACAUUUCCAAACCACUCCUCCAAAGAUGGUGAAUGACAUGUAAUCCAAAGAAGUUGAUGAGUUUUCUGGAAUAGCACAUCCCACUGCCUGGAAUACAAUGAGGGCUGUUACUCCUGCAGUCAUCUUCUUUUUUUUUCAAUGGGCUUUCUUGCAGCCGUCUUGAACCAAAAAGGAUUUUGCAAAUGGAAAGCUCAAGUGAAAGAUGCAAAACAAACAGAUGGAAGGAUCCUGGACCCUGAUCACCGUGGAGCCACUUUGUCUAUCUCAAGACUUCAACAUGAGAGGAAAGUGGCCAUUAUCUUGUGCCAAGAUGUCAGGAAUUGGAAAUAAAAGAGCAGCUGGAGAGCCUGGCACAUCUAUUCCUCCAGAGAAGAAGACAGCUGUUGAAGAUUCAGGGACCACAGUGGAAACAAUUAAGCUAGGGGGCGUCUCUUCAACGGAAGAAUUAGAUAUUCGAACACUGCAAACCAAAAAUCGCAAGCUGGCAGAAAUGCUGGAUCAGCGGCAGGCCAUCGAAGACGAGCUCCGCGAGCACAUCGAAAAGCUGGAACGACGACAGGCCACUGAUGAUGCCUCCCUAUUGAUCGUCAACCGGUACUGGAGUCAGUUUGAUGAAAACAUCAGGAUCAUCCUGAAGCGUUACGAUCUGGAGCAGGGUUUGGGGGACCUCCUUACCGAAAGAAAAGCCCUCGUUGUGCCUGAACCAGAGCCAGAUUCCGAUAGCAAUCAGGAACGUAAAGAUGACCGAGAGAGAGGGGAAGGGCAAGAGCCAGCUUUCUCUUUCCUUGCUACUUUGGCCAGCAGUUCCAGUGAAGAGAUGGAAUCUCAGCUGCUGGAGCGCGUGGAGUCCUCCCGCCGAGCCGUGUCCCAGAUAGUGACUGUCUAUGAUAAACUGCAAGAAAAAGUGGAGCUCUUAUCCCGGAAGCUGAACAGUGGAGAUAACCUGAUAGUAGAGGAAGCAGUCCAGGAGCUGAAUUCCUUCCUCACUCAAGAGAACAUGAGGCUGCAGGAACUGACAGACCUCCUUCAAGAGAAGCAUCGCACUAUGUCUCAGGAGUUCUCCAAGUUGCAGAGUAAAGUGGAGAUGGCCGAAUCACGAGUGUGUGUUCUGGAGUCCAUGAUUGAUGACUUACAGUGGGACAUAGACAAAAUUCGAAAGAGGGAACAACGACUCAACCGACACUUGGCAGAAGUCCUAGAACGGGUGAAUUCGAAAGGUUAUAAGGUGUAUGGUGCUGGGAGCAGUCUCUACGGCGGCACAAUCACUAUCAAUGCCCGGAAGUUUGAGGAAAUGAAUGCAGAGCUUGAGGAGAACAAGGAGUUGGCUCAGAACCGUCACUGUGAGCUGGAGAAACUUCGGCAAGACUUUGAGGAAGUCACUACCCAAAAUGAAAAGCUGAAGGUGGAGCUGCGCAGCGCAGUGGAGGAGGUGGUUAAGGAGACUCCGGAGUACCGCUGCAUGCAGUCGCAGUUCUCCGUCCUGUACAAUGAGAGCCUGCAGUUGAAAGCACACUUGGAUGAGGCUCGCACCCUGCUCCACGGCACCAGGGGCACCCACCAGCGCCAGGUGGAGCUCAUCGAGCGAGACGAGGUGAGUCUUCAUAAGAAGCUGAGGACGGAAGUGAUCCAGCUGGAAGAUACAUUGGCCCAGGUUCGCAAGGAGUAUGAAAUGCUGAGGAUAGAAUUUGAGCAGACACUGGCUGCCAAUGAACAAGCAGGCCCUAUUAACCGGGAGAUGCGCCACCUCAUCAGUAGCCUCCAGAAUCACAACCACCAGCUGAAGGGGGAGGUCCUCAGAUAUAAGCGGAAACUGAGAGAAGCCCAGUCUGACCUGAACAAGACACGUCUGCGCAGUGGCAGCACCCUUCUGCAGUCUCCGUCUAGUACCGAGGACCCUAAGGACGAGCCUGCCGAGCUCAAACAGGAUCCCGAGGACUUAUCUGCCCAGUGCUCAGCAUCUAAGGUGUCUCAGGAGGAAGCCAGCGAGAUGAAGUCCAAACGGGAUGAAGAAGAACGAGAACGAGAGCGGAGGGAGAAAGAGAGGGAGCGAGAAAAAGAAAGAGAGCGGGAGAAAGAAAAGGAGAGGGAACGCGAGAAGCAGAAACUAAAAGAGUCAGAAAAAGAGAGAGAUUCUGCCAAGGAUAAAGAGAAAGGGAAGCACGAUGACGGAAGGAAAAAGGAAGCAGAAAUUAUCAAACAAUUGAAGAUUGAACUCAAGAAGGCACAGGAGAGCCAAAAAGAGAUGAAACUAUUGCUAGAUAUGUACCGCUCUGCCCCAAAGGAACAGAGAGACAAAGUUCAGCUAAUGGCAGCUGAGAAGAAGUCGAAGUCAGAGUUGGAAGAUCUAAGGCAAAGACUCAAGGAUCUAGAGGAAAAAGAGAAGAAAGAGAACAAGAAAAUGGCAGAUGAGGAUGCCUUGAGGAAGAUCCGAGCAGUAGAGGAGCAGAUAGAAUACCUGCAGAAGAAGCUGGCCAUGGCCAAGCAGGAGGAAGAAGCUCUCCUCUCGGAGAUGGAUGUCACAGGCCAGGCCUUUGAAGACAUGCAGGAGCAAAAUAUCCGUCUGAUGCAGCAGUUGCGGGAGAAAGAUGAUGCAAAUUUCAAACUCAUGUCAGAACGUAUCAAGUCGAAUCAGAUCCAUAAGCUGCUGAAAGAGGAGAAGGAGGAGCUGGCAGACCAAGUUUUGACUCUGAAGACUCAGGUUGAUGCCCAGUUACAGGUAGUAAGGAAACUGGAAGAGAAGGAGCAUUUGCUACAGAGCAACAUUGGCACAGGGGAGAAGGAGCUGGGUCUGAGGACCCAAGCCUUAGAGAUGAAUAAACGCAAGGCAAUGGAGGCGGCCCAGCUGGCAGACGACCUCAAAGCACAGCUGGAGUUGGCUCAGAAGAAACUACACGAUUUUCAGGAUGAGAUCGUGGAGAACAGUGUCACUAAAGAAAAGGACAUGUUCAAUUUCAAACGCGCCCAGGAGGACAUCUCAAGACUUCGAAGGAAGCUGGAGACCACAAAGAAACCAGACAAUGUACCCAAAUGUGAUGAGAUUCUCAUGGAGGAGAUUAAGGAUUACAAGGCUCGCCUGACCUGCCCAUGUUGCAACAUGCGUAAAAAGGAUGCCGUGCUGACCAAGUGUUUUCAUGUUUUCUGCUUUGAGUGUGUGAAGACGCGCUAUGACACCCGUCAGCGCAAAUGUCCCAAGUGUAAUGCUGCUUUUGGGGCCAAUGAUUUCCACCGCAUCUACAUUGGCUGAUCCAAGUCAAGAGAAGAAGAAAGGCUGAUGAGACAGGCACUUAUUCGUUAAUCACCAAACCUCUACCUCUUUUCUCCUUAAUUGUUACCUGCAAAGCAGUUUGUUUGUCAACCCUCUUUCCUGCACAGACUUCACAUCCAUGUUCUCCUCUUUAAUAGCUAGAUGACUCUGGGGAGAGGAGUGGUAAAUGCAAGUCUUGGUUUUUAGGAUGAAUUAGCAACAAACAACUUUCUCUUCCCUACCAGCUUUGUUUGUUCCUGCUUUUAGACUUUUCAUCGUUUUCUUCUUCAGGCCACUGUAUAGAUAUAAUCUUGGAUUGUCUGUUCCUCCUGAAGAAGACAGGUUGGUUGUUUUGACCUGGAGAAGGGAACAAAGAAGAGUGGAAACACAUGGCUUUUGGGGGAGGGUUGUGGGGGAGAUCUUCUAGAAAGAAGCUGACUAUGGGCACAAACUCUUAAUGAUUUGGGUAGUAAACUUUUUGUAAACAUAGAUUAUAAAAUGGUACAAUUGUGCCACUCUUUCCUGGAUGAUUUGAAGCCUUAAUGAAAUUAUGUCCAGGAAAAUUUCCCAUUUGCUAGCACAGUAACUUGUUAAGGUCAGCUGGCUUUUUUGUUAAAGUUAUUUAAGUUUUGAAUGUUCAACUAAUUAAAGUCUUUAAAUUUCUCAAGGCCAGAAUAGUUUCGAAUUAUAUAGUCCCUUUUAUCUUUUAAUGAAAUCACAAUUGGAGAGGCUGGUGACCAGGACCGAGAUGGUGAAAAAAUCUUCUGGAUUCUCUGGAACUUGGUACAGAAAGGCCUUGGUGAGCUAUGAAUUACUCUCAUCCUCCUCCCCAUAGGGGCUGCUGUGAGUCCCUAUUUCCCGGAAGAUUCUCUGUAAUGUUUCUGUAGGACUUUAUAUUCCACAAGCUUCAAUUAAAGCAGGAUUCAGCUUG